Molecule: messenger RNA, 1036 nt
Organism: Anoplophora glabripennis (Asian longhorned beetle)
Lineage: Eukaryota; Metazoa; Arthropoda; Insecta; Coleoptera; Cerambycidae
Exons: 5
Coding region: 317-961 (214 amino acids)
Source: RefSeq, a predicted model, not a curated record
UUUAUCGAUUAAUAAAUUGUACCAAGAAUUGACUAUUUAAAUAAAUAACUCGAAAUUGGAUAUUGGUGUGAAAUAUAGUCAUUGAAAAUAGUAUUGUAUAAUAAAAACGUAUAUUGAUUUAUGUUACGAAUGUAAAUAUUCGUAUUGUUCACUAAUUAAGUAAAGGAAUUUGUUUUCUAAAAUGUUUAAAUAAGCAAGGGUUGUUAACGUAACAAAUAAUGCUCUGUUGUGUUGUGUCUGAAAUAUAUCAGUUACCUCGGGUGUCUUAAUAUUGGUUAUGUUAUACUCAUAAUUAAACAAUUUCAGAGAAAAAGUCAUGAAUAGGCAUAAAAGUUGUAAAGAUUCUCGAAAUGCAAAUACAGUUGGACGAGCUCGUUCAACACUUAGUGUUUCAGCUGUAGAUUAUUACUUAAAUUUGCCUGUUACUUGUCCUCCUUCUCCAGCUGUUUCUACAGUAACUUUAACACCUGGUCGAUUAAGAAAUAUUGACCAGGACAUGGAAAAUUUGAGGGCAUCUCGACAGGAUAAUCCGUUUAUACAGCAAGUUAUUGCCAGUAGAGAAAGUUUAAUAGAUAGCUUAGAUACGGAGGAAGAAUCUGAUCAUGCAAAUUUAAUGUCUAAGGAAUUAUCUCUAGACUUAGAUAUUGACCCAUUGUCUCUUCCUGAAAUGCACGAGCAUAUGAUACGUAGUCCACCACCUACGAGUUGGCCAAAGUCUCCAAAUUUUAAAGUUUUUCAAUUUCCUCAUGGAGAGGAGGAAACAAUCUCAAUCGAAGUUAAUGCCAAAGAUUCAAAGACUUCUGAAUUGAAACCAAAACAUUCUAGCUGGGAUGGAACAGAUACAUCUCCUCUAAGAUCUCUUCCUAAGCCUCAUUUCCAUCAAGAUAGAUUUUCGUUACUUACACCAGGUACACUUCGGCCAUCAGGCGAAGACAGUAUUCGCUUGAUGGCAGAAGACUAAGAUUAUUCCUUUAAAUUUACAAACAUUCCAAAAGUGGUGAUAUAAUUGUACUGUCUAGUCAAGUAGUUCAAUGUA